Molecule: messenger RNA, 1848 nt
Organism: Fusarium proliferatum ET1
Lineage: Eukaryota; Fungi; Ascomycota; Sordariomycetes; Hypocreales; Nectriaceae
Exons: 1
Coding region: 1-1848 (615 amino acids)
Source: RefSeq, a predicted model, not a curated record
AUGGCCGAGAGUCCAGGGCAAUCCAAGUACCGUCAUCCAAACCCCGGGAAACGGCAGAGAAUUAGAUCACCGAGCAGAGACAGAGAAAUCAUCGAUAACGGCGCCAUCUAUACUCAAAGGCUUGAUAAGGGAGCCAUCAGAAUCAUGCAACUCCAUCGCGGCUCUGGAUCUGAUGUAUUCGAGUGCGACUUGAGAAGUAUUCGACUCGCUGCCAAACCUGUGGUGCAAACACCACCCUACGAAGCCUUGUCAUAUGUUUGGGGCUCAAAGCAAGAUCCAAGACACAUUUAUAUCAACGGAAACCGUUUUGCUGUCACACAAAACCUCUUCGAAGCCCUUGCCUAUCUACGGCUCCCUGACUCUGAUAGAACGCUGUGGAUUGAUGCGAUAUGCAUUAAUCAACUCGAUUUCGCCGAAAGAGAAGUCCAGGUUCAGCAGAUGCACCAGGUUUACGGUAACGCUAAGGGAGUAAUCGCCUGGAUAGGAAAGGCAAACGAGGACACACAUGAAAUCUUUGAUUCGAUAGCUUCGAUGGGAGAGGGGGUCCAAAAGCUAUUUCCAGGCCUGGAUUUGGGACCACUAAGUGGUUUGAAUUUAACCCUGGGCCAUGAAGGGAGAACCCAAAGGGAAAAAACAGCAUUAAGCCAGCUGGCUGAACGACCAUAUUGGUUUCGUGCUUGGACUUUUCAGGAAAUGAAGUUCGCCACGUCACUCACUAUCCAGUGUGGUGUGAACAAGAUAGCUUACAGUUCGUUUCACAGCUUGCACAUCAAUAAGCAAGCUACUGCAAGUUUUCGGACACGCAAUGACAACGGGGAAUUAGUUCAACGCCAUAAAAAUAAUCUUGACUCGAAAUUGCCUGACCUGAAAGGCGAUCAAGAUUAUCCCAAUUAUUUCCUGGAAUGCCUGUUGGACCGACAAUGCUCCGAUCGGAGAGACAACAUUUUUGCCUUUUGGAAUCUGUUUCCGCAGGAUUUGCAAAAAAUGAUACCGAUAAACUACGAGUCCCCUACUAAAGACAUACUUCUUCAAAGUGCUCGGGCGAUUGUUGAAUCGACAGGAAGCUUGUACAUUUUCGUUAUCAGAGCCCGCCAGAUCCCGCCAGAGAGUCAUGAAGAAGAAUGGCAAAAGAACAUGCCAUCGUGGUGUCCUUAUUUAGCUGCACAAUACUAUGACUACGGGUUCAAACCGCAUACCAUGUCGAACAUAUUCACUGAAAAGGCAAAGGUGUCAUUUUGUACAGAUACGAAGAUCUGGGUGAAAGGGUUCGUGGUUGGCUACAUUGACCGAAGCCUCUCUCCAGAUAAUGUACCAAGCACCGACUGGACAGAUGAAGAUUACAGUCAGCAGUUUGGAUUUUACACAAAAUGCCUUGAAUUAGGUCUCCUGAGCGCCCCUCCAGAGAAAGGUGAGCAGUCCCUAUGGGCAACUACCCGCACGCUGCUCGGGGACCAGGGCGAAGAUUCAAUCGGCGAUCAAGACUUGAUUAAUUAUGCUUUAGGACGAAUAUCCGACGAACUGGACGAGAAUGAUGCAAAAUCUGCUUUAUAUCAUAUACUGAGAAACACAAGGUCUCGGCAGGUCUGUUCUUUCCAGGUUGGCGCGUCGGUCAUUAGAGCAUUGCGAUCGAGUGGAUUACCGCGGGAAUUCUGGUUGAACCCCAUUGCUGUGGUACCUCGGACAGCUCAGUGGAGAGAUGCUAUCUGUGUUAUAUCUGGCUGCCCCCUACCAGUUGUCCUCCGGAGGUUUGGCGAUACCUAUCGCAUCAUAGGUGAGGCAUUCUUUGAUACUCAGCGUCUAGAGUCUGUCGAUAUCCAUGUAAUGCUCAGGGAUUUUGUAGUUGAGUAG